CACACACACAACAAGACAGACGUAAGCAAGGUAUAAAAGGUAGCUAGGUACAUGAUUCUGAGAAGACAGAUCGAUCACAUCUCGCAGGAAGUCAAGAACAAAGCCAUCAUGUUUUGGACAAGAUAUGCUGGAGCAAGUAUAUUAUUGCUAUUGAUGCUUAUUCAUCUUGGACAACUUUAUCCAAGAAAUGAUAUGAACUUUGGAUGUGAGGAGUGCAAACUCAAGGAGAACAACAUUUUCUCAAAACCUGGAGCUCCUGUCUAUCAGUGUAUGGGAUGCUGUUUUUCUAGGGCUUAUCCCACACCCCUGAGGUCCAAGAAAACCAUGCUUGUUCCAAAAAAUAUCACAUCAGAAGCUACAUGCUGUGUAGCCAAAGAAGUUAAACGGGUGCUUGUCAAUGAUGUAAGACUAGUGAACCACACAGACUGCCACUGCAGCACCUGCUACCAUCAUAAGUCUUAAAAAAAAAAAAAAAAAACCUUGUGACAUUCAAGAUUUGCUCGUGUUUGCCUAAAACUAGUUAUAUUCCCAUCUACUGGUCAUUUUAUGCCACUUAUUAGAGUUUUGUUAGCUGUCCAUAUUAACUUUUCUACCAUAAAAAUGUAUCUGUAAAUUGUCAAUGCUGGGUGUCUUUUCCAAAAGGUUGCCAUCAUUAUUGCAACCAACAUUAUAAAGCACAUAAUGUGAUAUUUUAUCCUUAAUAAAAUGCAAGAAAAAAUUACUGCACUAUUAGUUUAAGCCCUGUUUUCCUGGUAAUUGCUUACUUAUUUUGUCAUCUUAUCCAUAUAUUAAAUGAAAAAUAUGAUUGCUUGUGACAUGCUUUGCUUCUUCUUUUCUCCAUCACUU
Molecule: messenger RNA, 846 nt
Organism: Carassius carassius (crucian carp)
Lineage: Eukaryota; Metazoa; Chordata; Actinopteri; Cypriniformes; Cyprinidae
Gene: cga
Product: glycoprotein hormones, alpha polypeptide
Exons: 4
Coding region: 52-462 (136 amino acids)
Biological process (GO): positive regulation of steroid biosynthetic process; thyroid hormone generation
Cellular component (GO): extracellular region; follicle-stimulating hormone complex
Molecular function (GO): follicle-stimulating hormone activity
Source: RefSeq, a predicted model, not a curated record